Messenger RNA from Morchella importuna, 2739 nucleotides. RefSeq lists its product as uncharacterized. The record is from RefSeq and is a predicted model, not a curated record. Lineage: Eukaryota; Fungi; Ascomycota; Pezizomycetes; Pezizales; Morchellaceae. Gene Ontology annotation, biological process: post-transcriptional tethering of RNA polymerase II gene DNA at nuclear periphery; regulation of DNA-templated transcription; mRNA export from nucleus. Gene Ontology annotation, molecular function: structural constituent of nuclear pore. Gene Ontology annotation, cellular component: nuclear pore; nuclear pore outer ring. Bases 1 to 2739 code for a protein of 912 amino acids. The transcript is spliced from 7 exons.
AUGUUUACGAAUCCCGAUUCUUCGAACACCAGGCUCCCUCUCCAGAAACCAGCGUUUUCCUUCAGUACAAAUUCUCGUGCGAGUAACCUUUUACCAGCGGCACCGGGUAUGCAGCAACAGGAGCAGCAAAUGGAUGGAUCCUGGGAUAUGGGCGAUGAUGUAAGCGAUGCGACCCACAACGACAACAAUGACUCCAGGGUUUACGAACAAGAUGACAUGAUGACCUUCGAUUCAGCGCACCCUGGGAAUUCCAACACACAUCCCGAAAUUGACGCAUUUGCUGUCCGUUUAGACUCCUCUAGACUCCUCCAACCCGAUGAUGACCCGAACUCCGUUGAGGCGGCGCUUUCCGGCUUCGAUCUCAUCGACCGUUUUCAGGAAGUUUCCACCGCUCGUCUCGAGGAAAUUAGGAAGUACAUCUCCGAAGACUCCCCAGUUGAAGAUCAAGAAGAAUUGGCACAGUGGCAGCUGGAGCAUCAGACGUGGGAGCUAUUUGGGACUCUUUCAUCACAUAGAAAUGACGGCGAUGUAAAACCACAGGAAAUGCCGAAGGAUUUGGCGUAUACCAGUAAUGUGAGAUUCAAGGAAUUUCUUCUAGAAACAGACGGCAAAUUCAGGGAAUGGUCUUUGAUUCUACAAUGGUUACAGAAAUAUGCUCCAAGCCCAACGGAUGAGCUCGAAGAGGAGCCUUCUAGGUACGGGAGCGGAUGGAUGUACACCAAAGAGUCGCUAAAGUCGCAAAAACGGAUGGGUGGGAAGCGAUUGCCCAGCUUAACUGCGGGAUCGAAUCUCUUCUUUGCAGACAAGAUGGAGAAAAAGAAUUUAAUUACUGAACUAGACCCAGAUGCGCCAAGUAGGCAGCAGAAACAACUUGAAGCCGAAGAUGAAGAAGCGGAGAGAAACUUCAUGAGGCUCAUUUGGAAGUUUAUCAGAAAGGGGGAUGUUCAAGGCGCGCAUCUAGCGUGUGUGGACUUUGGGGAACUGUGGAGAGCUGCAAGCUUAAGCGGCGGCGAGGAAGCUUGGGACCCUUCAAUUGACGGACCAAGAUUUGACAUCGAUGAUGAUGAGAAUGAUUUGAGAGUUAAGGGUAACAGACGAAGGGAGUUGUGGAGGAGAAUGUGCUAUGCAAUUGCUCGCAAGCCGGGAGGUGAUAUUUGGGAAAAAGCGGUUUAUGGAGCGUUGUGUGGUGAUGUGGUCAGCGUCCAAGAUGUCAGUGCAACCUGGGAAGACAACCUUUAUGCACACAUCAAUUCACUUGUGGAAGAGUACUAUUCUAAAUACCUUGCCUCAUUUGGUCGUGUUCCAGCCUCGGCAGAAAAUUUUCCAAUCUUUAAUUCCACAGUGUUUCACUCUAAGAGCUCAUCGCUCUCAGACGAUAGUACUAUUCUCCCAAGAAUUAUUGAUUCGCUCGCCGCAGCAGAGGUUCUACAGCCCGAAUCGGGCCAAGCUCUUCGCAUCAUCCAAGGAGCCCUCAUCUCUGACCGUAUCGAGGAUCUUGUUGGGGAACUGCACAGACAAAUUAAGCUCUUAAAGGAAGACCGAAAGGCCAACAUCAGCGAUGGCAUCUAUAGGAUCGAAGUUACAAAUUCGCAGACUUUAAGAGUUGUUGUGCAUAUCAUACUCGUUUUACAAUAUUUAAAAUCAGCAUUUACUGAUGACUCGCCCCAACUCGAACAAGCGGAGUCCCUUAUCGCUGCGUACAUUGAGUUCCUCUUCUCAGAAGGCAAGACUAAACUUAUCCCAUUGUAUGCUGGACGUCUCACGUCAGAUAAGGCGAUCGAGGUGAUGGGUGGUAUCCUCAUGAACGUGAAGGAUGAGACCAGACUCGAGUUACUAAAGUUGAUGAGGAUGUACAACAUUGAUGUGGAGGGUUGUCUGAAAAAGACAAUGGACCUUUGUCUGGAAGUAACAGAGGAGAGGCAUACCAAAAAUAGCAGAUGCAUGAUCAGGCUGGAAGGACUGAAGGGUGAUACCGGAUUGCACAAUCCCAUUGAAGAAGAGGACGAGCUGCUUAUCAGAGGAUUGGAGUGGCUCAUGCUGGGUGGGGACGCGCUCAAGAGCGAGGUAGUCAAAAAGGGCGUAGUGGUGUACAAGAGAUUCUUUGUGACUGGUCGCCUUUCUGCCGCGAAGGUGGUCUAUGAUAAGAUAAACAGCGAAUCGAUCAUUAACUCACCCGAGUACACCGGUCAUACUACUACCCUCGCUCUUGAAUUCAAAAGAAUCUUCAAAGAAAAAGAAGACCGCUGGGCGCUCGAUGUUUACAAUGAAUUUGAGAUUUUUAUGCGAGCUCUCCUCGCCCUGGAAUCCUGGAACGAAAGGUUGAGCAAAAGACCUGAGCGUUCCGACCGUGCCUGGAGGGCCAUUCUCGAUGAAACAUUCAAGAAUGUGCAUACUAAAGUCCCGGGAGUGAUCAAGACAUGGCUCGACACCGCUAUUGAAGAAGCGCCACGAAGCCUUGAUACCGCGUUUCUUAUAAGUAUCCGUAAUAUAUACAUCCCCGAACUUACCUUUGCCAUGCACGAUGUUUAUGUGGAGGCCGGUAAAUGGCUCAGUAAGCAAUUGUUGGCGAACUGCCUCGAACUUGCGACAAUUGUUGCAGAUCCCGACAGAAGUGUGUUGGCGUGCUUUCAAGAGAAUGGAAGGCUCGAAGAAUAUGUGGGCGCUCUGGCGGACGCUAGUAGAAGUGUGCUUGGAACGGGAGCUACAAAGGGUUCUCUCACAAUAUGGAGGGUUCGGUAG